CAAAUUUUGAAAUGUGUAUUAUCCACAGAUCCACUACUCAACGACAACAAUGCUCCUUCGAUCUGGGCGGCGCCUCGCCGCCGGCGGCGGCGGCGGCGGCGGCGGCGCACCCCGAGGCUCUCCUCCCGGCGGAGGUUCCCCUCUCAACUCGUCUCGCCGCUCCUCUCGUCGACCCCGUCCGAGCGGGAGCAGCCCCACCUCCUCUCCGGGCCAGAUCCGGUCUCCUCCUGACGAUGGCGAUGGCCAGCCACCACCUCCUCGUCGGAGGAGGCGUGGUGAACCUCCGUCUCCAUCUCCCGUGCCAGGAACAGCAACAAGCGAAGCCGCCGUCGCGGGCCUCCCCAUCCCCGAGGAGAUCCAGGAGGAAAUCCUGCUCCGCCUGCCGGCCAACUCCGUCCUCCACUGCCGCGCCGUGUGCCGGUCGUGGCGCCACAUCGCCUCCACCCACGCGUUCCUCCUCCGCCACCACCGCCGCCAGCCGGAGUUCCCCCUUGUCACCUCCUUCCGAAACCCCGCACCCGCUGACCAAUGGAUGCCCAACUGCCUCGACGCCAUCCUCCUCCGAUCUGCAGAGCGCCGCCCAAUCUUCAGUUUCCCGCGACCCUUUUGUGGAGGUUUCCCCAUCACAGCCUCCUGCGAUGGCCUCCUCAUCGUUGGCGGGUACAUCUGCAACCCGACCACACGCCAACGCGCGCCCAUUUCCAGGUGGACGAUUGACAAUAUCGUCGGAUUAUACCGGCAUGAACCUUCCGGAGAGUAUCGCGUGCUCUACUUCGCUUCGUCAGAUACCCCUUCUGAGGUGUAUUGCCCGAUUUGCUACUGUGUCCUCGCGGUGGGUAGCAACAAGCCGAGGCAAAUCCCGUGUUCAGUGACACCCAUGGAUGAGGAGAUCAUAGGAGCACCGGGCCCGAUGAUCUUUGGCAGGCCGGUACUCAUCCAUGGCAAUCUGCACCUGCAUUGGAAGAAACGGCGGGGAACACGCUACAAUAGGAUCCUAGUCUUCAAUACGGUGGCGGAGUCAUUCCGGCAAUUGCGCCCACCAGCUGUGAAUCCUCGGAAUUAUACAAGGUUACUUGCCAUGGAUGGCAUGCUUGCUAUGUCCGUUAGCAAAGAACGUGUGAUGGACAUGAGCAUCUUCAUGUUGGAAGACUACGAUCAUGAGGUCUGGGUGUUCCGGUACAAGAUUAAGCUGCCAACAAUGGAGAUCAGGCGUUUCCAAGAUCAGGGUGAUUGGUGGGCGGAGGUUGUGUCCGAGGAGGGAGAUAUUCUUGUCAGUUGUUUUGGCUGGUUGUUGCACUGUGACAACAAGGGUAAUUUGGUGUCCAAAUUCCAGUACAAUGAUGACUUGCCAGCAAUCAGUCCUCAUAGAAUCAAGGAAAGCCUUAUUCAGCACGCCUUUUUCAAGGAAGGAACAAAGAAAUGAUCCUGAUUGAUCCAUCUCAUUUUGUGCCAUGUGAAACGAUGCUGAAGAGAACUUUCCUAUGUGAAGGACACCGGUGCAAAGACUAAACUUUAUAUGUUCUUCGUUGCGCUUACUAAUUUCUAUGUAAGAUGUACCUAGCCGUCGCUGUUUGAGGUUACUCCAGCAUUUGUAGCUCUCUGACAACAUUGUUCUGUUUUUAAAGUUACUUUUGGUUGCUCAAGUAAGGUCAAUUAUGCCGCUUGUGUUUGCACCGUAUUGGAA
This is a messenger RNA of Oryza sativa Japonica Group (Japanese rice), 1684 nucleotides long. Its product is annotated as putative F-box protein At2g02030. NCBI's taxonomy places the organism in Eukaryota, Viridiplantae, Streptophyta, Magnoliopsida, Poales, Poaceae. The record is from RefSeq and is a predicted model, not a curated record. Gene Ontology annotation, molecular function: protein binding.